UAGGCCCUAUUAAACGAAUAAAUAUAGACUUUAAUUGAAUCAGUAAUACUGCUUGUAAUAGUGUUUCCAUAAACAAUGACAUCACCAGUUAUUGUACAUACUAAUUUUAUUGACUAUAUGUGAAAAUAGUUACACAUAAAGUGUGGCUAGACUGUAAAAUCAAUAAAUGUGAUGCUAAGCCUCUAAAAUGAAUAAUACAAAUUAAAGUUCGCCGUUUUCUACGCGUCCACCAGCUUUCUUAAACAGGCACGUUGAUAAGUCACCCCGCUCGAGCUUGGAAUGGACUUUCUAAAAAGAAUCGUUUCAAAUGAAUCGGUUCCUUCGUAAAUCGCCCAUCAUUCUUCCGUGCACCAUCCAGGAUCCAGAAAACGCCUCGCGGUUCACUUCAUUUUUUUGUGCUGAAUCCGACAGUUUAAAGAUGACCACGACGAGACUGCUUGUAUUCUUCUUUCUGCCCUUGGUGCUGAUUCAUGGCACUAUCUCAGUAAUUGUGACAACCAGCAACCCAAAAAUGGAGGUUCAUGAGAACACAAAUGCUGUUCUCUCCUGUAAGUUCCAGACGGAAAGAGAGACCAUCCCACGGAUAGAAUGGAAAAAGAAAGGCCAAGAUGUCUCCUAUGUUUAUUUUGAUGGUGAAUUUACAGGCUUGUUUAAAGGCAGAGCUUCAAUCGAUGGAGCGACAGUGACCCUACAUGGUGUUAACCAGAAGGACUCAGGGGUCUAUCACUGUGAAGUCACUGCACGCCAAGACAAGAUCCGUCUUGGGGAGGUCACAGUCUCCCUCAAUGUGCUUGUACCUCCCCAUGCUCCUUCAUGCCAUGUGCCUGAGAUUGCAAUGAGUGGCUCUGUGGUGGAACUGCACUGUGAGGACAAGCUGACUGUCCCCCCUGUCACUUACAGCUGGUACAAGGACAACAGGCCCCUGAGCACAGCCCAGGCCCCAGACAUUAACUACAGUGUAGACAACAAAACAGGCACUCUGAAAUUUAAAAGCUUGUCAAAAUCUGACGCAGGACAAUACCGCUGUGAAACCUCUAACGGUAUUGGGCCAGCAAACAGCUGUGUGGGUCAACAUUUGAACGUCACUGAGUUCGAGCUGAAUCUGACAUUAGUAAUAGCAGUUGGAGUGGGGGCUGCUCUUUUACUGCUGUCCUGCUCUCUGGCUGUUUGUCUAUGCUGCCAGCGAGGCUGCUGUUGCUGCUACUAUAGUAAGUAUUCCCUCUGUCAAAAUCAUGUUACAGUUACAAAGUGCAGUUGCGUUUUAAAUGCGAUUUCUCAUGUUGCUAUUUGUCUUUGCUUGAUGAUCUGUUCUAAUCAGCUUCUGCAUUCUGCCAUUUUUUAA
Ictalurus furcatus (blue catfish) is the source of this 1342-nucleotide messenger RNA. It is a transcript of the gene jam2b, whose product is annotated as junctional adhesion molecule 2b. The transcript has 7 exons. Gene Ontology annotation, biological process: leukocyte tethering or rolling. Gene Ontology annotation, cellular component: cell surface; protein complex involved in cell adhesion; tight junction. Lineage: Eukaryota; Metazoa; Chordata; Actinopteri; Siluriformes; Ictaluridae. The coding region runs from base 308 to 1342 and encodes 344 amino acids. The record is from RefSeq and is a predicted model, not a curated record.